AUGCCAGCGCUCCGUGACAGGAAGCGAGCGGCUUCACCCGUGGCCGAUCCAGACCCGCCACGAAAGACUCGCGGCAGACAGAAGGUUGCAGAAGUUGAUCUUAUCAGCAGCGACGUUGAGGUGGUGGAGACGAAGCCGGCGCCGAAGAGGAGAGGUAAAGCUGCAGCAGCGAAGGGUGCUGACCUCGACGUGCUUCCCGCUCUUGAUAGCGACGUCGAUGUUGCACCAGCCCAAACGAAGAAAGCGCCACCGAAGCGCAAGACUAAGGCCACCAAGGAUGAGAUUAUAGCAGACGACUCUGAUGCUCCUGUUACUUUCAAUGACAAGGUCAACGGCAAGGACACCGCCGGUCAAGCUCAGUAUGCCAAAGCUGAGAAGCUGAUCAUCCCUGUGGACGAAGCCUGCCCACACAGUGGUCGCGUGUUUGUUGACAGCAAGAGUGGUAUAAUCUACGACGCAGCUCUCAACCAGACGAAUGCCAGCGGCAACAACAACAAGUUCUACAAGAUCCAGCUUCUCACCGGGGACCAAGGCACGUUCCGUACCUGGACUCGCUGGGGUCGAGUCGGAGCCACAGGUCAGAGCGCACUGCUGGGCAAUGGCAGCUUUCACGAUGCGCUCAGCAACUUCGAGAAGAAGUUCAAAGACAAAUCUGGUCUGAACUGGAACGAUCGCAACAGUGCUCCAAAGUCUGGCAAGUAUGUCUUCCUCGAACGUAACUACGAGCCAGAGUCGGACGUCGACAGGGAAGACACCCCAAACGACGACAAGCAGCAAGGCAACGGCAGCCGGUCACGUAGUGCGUCGCCGGCGAAGUGCACACUUCAGACCCCUGUGAAGUCCCUGAUGGAGCUCAUCUUCAACGCCGAUUACAUCGCAGAGACCAUGGCUGACAUGAGCUACGAUGCUCAAAAGCUCCCACUGGGCAACCUCAGCCGAUCAACGAUCCUUCGCGGCUACCAAGCGCUCAAAGAUCUCUCUACACUCUUCAACGACCCCAAUCUUGCGCACUCGGAGCAUGGCACACCGUACAAUGAGGCUGUUGAGAUGCUGUCCAAUUGCUACUACUCAUACAUCCCGCACGACGUCGGCCGAAAUCGUCCUCCGGUUAUCCGAGAGACCGAGAGACUACGGAAGGAAGUGACGCUAUUGGAGUCUUUGACAGACAUGAAAGACACUGACAGCAUCCUGAAGUCAGAGAAGGGUAGUGGAGGCGUUCACCCUCUGGACCUUCGUUUCAAAGGUCUUGGAAUGCGUGAGAUGACGCCGGUAGACUCUACGACCGCAGAGUUCACCAAUAUCGCCGACUAUCUGAUCAACACUCGCGGACACACUCACGGCCAUACCUACAAAGUCGAGGACAUCUUUCGCAUCGAGCGGGACGGCGAGACUGAGCGAUGUCAAAACUACGCACAGUCCAACAGUGAUCGCCGCCUAUUGUGGCAUGGUUCUCGUGCUACCAACUACGGAGGCAUUCUGAGUCAGGGACUGCGCAUUGCUCCUCCAGAAGCACCAGUCUCCGGCUACAUGUUCGGCAAAGGUGUCUACCUUGCUGGUAAGUCGACUCAUCCCAUCGAAGAACUUGAUGCUGACCAUGUUGCAGACAUGAGUUCCAAGAGCGCGAACUACUGCUGUUCGUACUUGAGUGGCAACCAUGCUCUUCUCCUCUUGUGCGAGGCUGAGCUUGGUAAGCCGAUGCAAGAACUCACUGACGCGUCAUACGAGGCUGGCGAGACUGCUGCAGAGAUCAACGCGCUCUCCACUUGGGGCAAGGGACUGGUCGGCCCUGAGGGAUGGAAGGAUGCAGCUUGUGUUCACCCUUCUCUCGCUGGCGUGUCUAUGCCCGACACGCGCAUCUUGCCAGGAAACACCAACGUGCCGGAUGCAUACCUGCAGUACAACGAGUACAUCUGCUAUGACGUGGCUCAGAUCCGCCUGCGCUAUCUCCUCAGGGUGAAGAUGUAG
Molecule: messenger RNA, 1965 nt
Organism: Fulvia fulva
Lineage: Eukaryota; Fungi; Ascomycota; Dothideomycetes; Mycosphaerellales; Mycosphaerellaceae
Product: Poly [ADP-ribose] polymerase 2
Exons: 5
Coding region: 1-1965 (654 amino acids)
Molecular function (GO): NAD+ poly-ADP-ribosyltransferase activity
Source: RefSeq, a predicted model, not a curated record